AUGAGCAUUACAAGUGAAGAGCUGAACUAUUUGAUAUGGAGAUAUCUUCAGGAAUCGGGCAAGGAACUGUCUGCGCUGGCUUUACAAGAGGAUACGCGGGUUUUGGAGUUUGAGGAGAGAUUUGGUGAACAUUUUCCCAUAGGAUCUUUGGUCAAUUUCGUCCAGCGUGGCAUCCUGUAUACAGAAGCGGAUCUGAUGGUAAAAGGGGAUGGAUCGGUAAUUGAACAGUCGGAAGAGUUCGACCAGUCGUAUGGUAAAAAUUUUUCAUUGAUUCAAGCCCUUGAAAUUGAUCGGCAAAAAUACCCGGAAAUCGUGGCCGAGGGCAGGUUCGCUCUUGCCGGUGAUCCGGCCGCGUCUGACGCUAUGACGUCCGCCAAGUCGUCAAUGCCUGAAACUGCAAAUAACCAAGAUUUUAUCAAGACACUCAAGGAAGUUUCCAAGAUCCCGGUGAGCGCAUCAGCGCAAUGGAGCACAAAAAGUGAACUCAUACUGGCAAGCGUGGAACAAAACCUAACACUGGCGCUGAGAACGUAUAAGAACGAGGAGGAAAGUUUGAUUGAAACCAGCAAACUUAUUGCGCAACUUUCAAUAAUUCCUGGCGUUUCGACCACAAAUUCAGAGAGCAAUGAGGUUACAGUUUUAGAAUGGGCACCAGAUGGUAAUCUGUUGGCAUGUGGUAUGGAGAACGGAAACCUAGUUCUGUGGUCUGCGAACAACAAAUUGUGCAAUAUUUUGACUCUGCAUCGUUCGGCAAUCCUUGCGGUCAAAUGGAGUUCCGACAACUCACAUAUAUUAAGCUAUGAUGUUCAAAACACGGCAGUGAUAUGGAAUACGUCAACCGGAACAGCAUUGCAGAUUUUCGAACUUAAAGACGAUAAUUCCUCAGAGGUUCUUGGCGUCGACGUUGAGUGGCUUGGGGUGGACAAAUUCGUCAUACCUGGCCUGCAAGGCAGUAUACUAGUGUAUUCGCUGGGAGAAAAUAAACCUGUGGGCAAAUUGCUUGGGCAUACCGCUACUUUGACGGGUCUGGAGUUCAAUACAAAGAAUAGAAUGCUGUUGAGCUCAUCGGAAGACUUAACAUUGAGGAUAUGGCGAAGCGGAAGCAUUAACUCUUCAAACUGCUUUUACGGCCAUAGUCAAAGUAUAACGUGUGCCCAAUGGCUUGAUGAAGAAAAGGUGAUAAGCACCUCAAUGGACGGUACAGUCAGAGUGUGGUCUUGUCGAUCAAAUGCUCAAGUCGCCCUGGCAUUGGUUGACGGGACCCCCAUUCUAUGCGGAAGCCUUUCACCCGAUAAGACUAAAUUCGCCAUUGGAAAAAUGGACGGAGAGGUCACAGUUUAUGAGAUAUCGUUGCUACUUGAUAAACUGAGAGACAACGGAAAUUCUACAUCUGUUCAACCAUUAUCCAUCCCAAUAUUCGGCGAUUUUCAAUCCGACGAGGCGGAAAGUUAUGUUAACACUUUGAGUUGGGAUUCUGAAAGUCAGUACCUGUCUAUCAACUAUUCUCAAACCAAAGUAUCUGUAAUAUCUGUAGAAUAA
Molecule: messenger RNA, 1539 nt
Organism: Lachancea mirantina
Lineage: Eukaryota; Fungi; Ascomycota; Saccharomycetes; Saccharomycetales; Saccharomycetaceae
Source: the annotation of a GenBank genome assembly